CUGCUGUGGCGGAGUCCGCGGGGCUGAGGCGGGUGGGAGCCGAAGCCGAGCGCGGGCUGAGGGAGGAGGGCGGCGACUGGAGAGCUGCGAGCGAGCGGCGUGGGACCCGGAGCCUUUUUCACUUUUUCCCUCCCGAGUGCCCCCUCCCAACCCUCCCACUCCACACCACCCUGUUUGCCCGUGAGCCUGGGGAACUUGCAGCUUAAAGCCAGCCACCCCCACGGCAACAUGUACCCCAGCAACAAGAAGAAAAAGGUGUGGAGAGAGGAGAAAGAACGCUUACUGAAGAUGACCCUAGAGGAAAGACGCAAAGAAUACAUAAGGGACUAUGUUCCCCUGAACACUAUUCUAUCGUGGAAGGAGGAAGUGAAGGGCAAGAGCCAAAAUAAUGAAGAAAAUACUCAGGAAACAUCACAGGUGAAGAAAAAUUUGAGUGAAAAAGUUUCUCUCUAUAGAGGUGACAUCACAUUGCUAGAGGUAGAUGCUAUAGUCAAUGCGGCAAAUGCCAGUCUCCUUGGAGGAGGAGGUGUGGAUGGCUGCAUUCACAGAGCGGCUGGCCCCUGUUUGCUAGCUGAAUGUCGUACCCUGAACGGCUGUGAUACUGGGCAUGCGAAAAUCACAUGUGGCUAUGACCUGCCUGCAAAAUAUGUCAUCCAUACUGUAGGGCCAAUAGCAAGAGGCCAUAUUAAUGGUUCCCACAAGGAAGACCUUGCAAAUUGCUAUAAAUCAUCUCUGAAGCUGGUGAAAGAAAAUAACAUCCGAUCAGUUGCAUUUCCCUGCAUUUCAACAGGCAUUUAUGGUUUCCCGAACGAGCCUGCUGCAGUGAUUGCCCUCAGCACCAUUAAGGAAUGGCUGGCCAAGAAUCACCACGAGGUGGAUCGAAUCAUCUUCUGUGUCUUCUUAGAAGUUGACUUCAAAAUCUACAAAAAGAAAAUGAGCGACUUUUUCCCUGUAGGUGAUAAUGAAGGAGAAGAUGUUGACAUGAAAGAAGAUUCAGAAGGAGUAGAGCCAAAAGUCCUCUCUCCACCCCACAAGAAGAGCAAAGCCAAGAAGCCAGAAAGUUCCAAAGACUCUAGCGAGGAUGAGAACGGUCCAGAGGAAAAGCAAAGCGCGGAAGAAAUGGAAGGGCCGAGCCAAGAAGCAGAUGGCGUCAGUGCUGCUACUGUGCACAGCCCUGCUUCAGAAGAGGCCGCUGAAGUCUGUAAAGACGAAGAUUCUGCAAAAGAUGACAAUAUUGCAAAAGACAGUGAAGUAACAGAUCAUUCAGUGUGUGACCAAGAUCAUCCCAAUGGCCAAGAGAAUGAUUCAGUGAAAAAUGAGAUAAAAAUUGAGGAAGAGUCACAGAGCUCAUACAUGGAAACAGAAGAGCUUUCAUCAAACCAAGAAGAUAUCACGAUUGUGGACCAACCAGAAGUGGUCCCACUAACAGAUGCCCAAGAAGAAAAAGAAGGUGAAAAAGGUGAGGACACGCUAAGAGUUCCUGUAAAAAGCGAAGGCUCCUGUGACACAGAAAACUCCGCAAGUCCUGAUGUUGAAAUGAAUAGUCAGGUUGACAGUGUAAAUGACCCAACAGAGAGUCAGCAAGAAGAUUAACUAAUAGGGGCACAAGAUGAAGCAAAGGAACAAAGAAAUGGAAGUAGAUGCCAGUCCUCAGCCUUG
Eptesicus fuscus (big brown bat) is the source of this 1659-nucleotide messenger RNA. It is a transcript of the gene MACROD2, whose product is annotated as mono-ADP ribosylhydrolase 2. Gene Ontology annotation, biological process: peptidyl-glutamate ADP-deribosylation; DNA damage response; purine nucleoside metabolic process. Gene Ontology annotation, cellular component: nucleoplasm. Gene Ontology annotation, molecular function: ADP-ribosylglutamate-[protein] hydrolase activity. The transcript is spliced from 19 exons. Lineage: Eukaryota; Metazoa; Chordata; Mammalia; Chiroptera; Vespertilionidae. Bases 229 to 1593 code for a protein of 454 amino acids. The record is from RefSeq and is a predicted model, not a curated record.